This is a messenger RNA of Sodiomyces alkalinus F11, 3028 nucleotides long. RefSeq names its product HCP-like protein. Gene Ontology annotation, cellular component: endoplasmic reticulum membrane. Gene Ontology annotation, biological process: ERAD pathway. Gene Ontology annotation, molecular function: protein binding. The transcript is spliced from 4 exons. The coding region runs from base 122 to 2695 and encodes 857 amino acids. The record is from RefSeq and is a predicted model, not a curated record. NCBI's taxonomy places the organism in Eukaryota, Fungi, Ascomycota, Sordariomycetes, Glomerellales, Plectosphaerellaceae.
CUGUUCCGUUCGCAUGGCGUCACAACACCAAUACCACAAACCCUCUCGAGCUCCGUCCUGCACUGUCGCGCCGUGACAUAACAUGUUGCGAGUCUUUCGACAGCUUUCUGGGAGAUAGAAAAUGCCCAGCAUGAAAGCCUGCACCCUGUGGUUUUUCCUGCUCUUGCAGGUCGUCUUCGCUUUGGGUACCGAUACGCAGCAGGUGCUUUCAAAUGGAGAUGGAAUCGAGGGUGGGAGGAACAAGGACGAGCCGCCGCCGGCACAGUUCCAGCCUGAAACGGCCGUAGGAGAACACCACCGGCCCGAUCCCAAACAGCCCGGUGCCGACUUGGUUGACGCGGCCCUUUACGAACUUCGCAACGUUCCGAUCCACGCCCUUAAGAAACCGCGACGACCCCGAUCCGUUUUCGAUGCCGCGUUCGAGUUCAUUCUGACGGCCCUACCGACCUUCACCAUCAGUGCUCCCCCGGCCGAGAACAAACAGUCGAUUCGCGGACCGUUGUCCGAGGCAGUCUGUCUGCUCGAGCAGGCCGCGUUGCAAAACAACUCGGAUGCCCUUCACAUCCUCGCCGACAUGAACUUCUAUGGGAAAUAUUCCCACCCGAAGGAUUUGAAGGUCGCCUUUGAUCACUACAAGACCCUUGCCAGUCACCAUGGGAACUCGACGGCGCAGUACAUGGUGGGUGUGUUCUAUGCAACGGGACUCGGGAACGUCGUGGCCCCCGACCAGGCCAGGGCCAUGAUCUACUACACCUUCGCCGCGCUCCAGGGGGAUACCAGGGCGCAGAUGGCCAUCGGGUACCGGCACCACAGCGGUAUCGCGACGGCAAAGAAUUGCGAGCAGGCGACCAAGUAUUACAAGCAGGUGGCGGACCAGGCCAUCCAGUGGUACCGCUUGGGACCGCCGGGCGGGAUGGCCUGGGUCUCCGAGGCCUAUCGCAUUGCCGACGACGCCGGUGGCGUUUACGGCGAAGGCGCCAGUGCUGCUAGUGCUGGCAUGAACGCCAUACGAGCGGCGCCGAACUCCGAUGCCAACGCUGCUAUCGACGACGUUAUCGAGUACUUGGAUCUCAUGUCCCAGCGGGGAGACGUCAAGGCGUCCUUCAAUCUGGGGAGAAUUUACUACGAAGGCCAGAGGGGUAUGAAGAGGAACCUUGACCUGGCGCGGAAAUACUUCUUCAUGGUAGCCAAGCGCUACUGGAAGAAAGAUGGACGGGUCAUCGAGAACCACAAGCCAGGGAUCGAGAAAGUCGCCGGUCGUGCCGCCGGCUACAUCGGACGGAUGUACUUGCGCGGCGACGGCGUCGAGCAGAGCCUGGAGCAAGCACACCGGUGGUUUACCCGCGGCAUCUCUCAUGGGGAUCCCCAGUCUCAAUAUGGCAUGGGCCUCAUGAAGCUGCACGGCUAUGGGAAAGCACCCAAAAACAUCCGGAUGGCCAUGGACCUCUUCAAGGCGGCCGCCGAGCAAGAUUAUGGACCGGCACAGGUCGAGAUGGGUGUCCUCUACCUAGACCAGGGCGGUCCCGAGGACGUUCGGAUUGCUAGCAAUUAUUUCGAACUGGCCGCCCGGUACAAUCUGAUCGAGGCCAACUACUACCUCGCCGAGAUGAGCUAUCACGGCGUCGGCAGGGACAAGACCUGCUCCAUAGCGUUGAACUACUACAAGAGCGUGGCCGAGAAGGCGGAGCCGCUCGUGUCUACCUGGGCUGAGGCCAACCAAGCCUAUGAAGCAGGCGACAUUGAGCUCGCCUUCCUCGAGUACGUCUUGACGGCGGAGCAGGGAUACGAACGGGCUCAGAACAACGUCGCUUACCUCCUGGAUCCUUUAAAGUCGAGACUCAAGCUACCCGAGUUCCUGCAGCUGGGGACCGAGGCCGACCGCCCCAGCAUGCUGGUGAACCCGACCUUGGCGCUCAUGUACUGGACUCGUUCGUCCCGGCAGUCCAACGUCGACUCGCAGGUCAAGAUGGGAGACUACUACUACUACGGAAUAGGCACCGAGGCCGAUGUGAACAAGGCCAUCCAGUGCUAUACCGCUGCCUCGGACUACUCGCAAAGUGCCCAAGCGCUGUGGAACCUGGGCUGGAUGCAUGAGAACGGAAUUGGCCUUACGCAGGACUAUCACUUGGCGAAGAGGUUCUAUGACCAGGCGCUGGCGAUUAACGAGGAGGCAUAUCUGCCCGUGACCCUGAGUUUGCUCAGGCUACGCUUGAAGAGUGCGUGGAAUACCUUCACACACGGACCCAUCCACUCCAUCCAAGAUGAUCCGAAACCGAAGAAAGACUGGUCCUUAAGUGAGUGGAUCGCCAACUUCAUGAAAGAUACAGCCAGCUACUACGAUGACGACUACUACGAGGACAUAUACGACGAAAACACCAUUCCCGGCGGCGAUAGCGACAUCCUUGGCGACGACGACCUGACUGAGGGUCUCAUCAUCGUUUUUCUGGCACUCUGCCUCGUUCUGCUCCUUUACUACCGACAGCAGAUCCAGCAGCGGCGGCGGCGAGCGGAGGAGACGAGACGUCAGCAGCAGCAGCAGCAGCAGGCACAUGGACAACAGGGACCCGCACCCACGGCACCGGCCCAUCAGCCACCGCAACAGCAGCAACAACAACAGCAGGAAAACCAGGGCUUUUUUGCCGCUCGCGAUGACCCCGGGUUUAAUAACUGGCUGGCGGGCGGGUUUGGCCAUUAAGGAGAAGGAGACCGACAGUUCCGCAUGUGACCCGUCUCGGGGUACUAGCAGGUGCCAUCUUUUGUUUUAUGUACAUAGGCUAUCCCGUAUGGCAGAGAGUGUGUGUCUAAGUGAAAUCAUACCAGGAAUGAGAUUAUGACAACGGACAAAGCGAGGCAGCAACAAUAAAGGAGGAGGUUAUGUAGAGACCUUCAUCGUCUAGUGAGGGCCCCCUGUGAAAAAGGGGGAACAAGAAAAAGGGACACUGCGAGAAUGGACAAGGAGGAAAAAGACCGCAUGAAGCGCAGGCGUUAGGAUGUGACCACAUGUAUCUAUCUUACACUGGCUGGGCCG